GAAAAUGGAAAAAGAAAUCUAUGAAAAUUCCAACAAACGAAAGUCUGUUGUUCAAAUUAUUUUACCUACAACAAGCAUUAAAUCAGAAAAAUCAGCAAAUCAGACAGAUGAGAAUAAUUUAAAUGAAUGGAUUGAAGAUAAAAAGAAAAAAAUAAAUUUAUUAAUUAGCCGUAUCUACAGAAGGAGAAGCAGAAGGGGAAGCAAUAUUAGUGCGGUUAGAAAGCAGACUAUGAGAGAAAAGUUUGUUGAAGUUUUUCUAGAAAAUCAGAAUUUUAUUAAAACAUGUGAAAUUGUGUCAAAAAUAAGCAUGUUCAAAUUAAAUCAGAAAAACAUGACAACAAUUAAAUAA
Molecule: messenger RNA, 349 nt
Organism: Meloidogyne enterolobii
Lineage: Eukaryota; Metazoa; Nematoda; Chromadorea; Rhabditida; Meloidogynidae
Source: the annotation of a GenBank genome assembly